CCUGCAGGCCGUGGAUUCCUGGAGUGGUUGGCCCCCUCGCCUUGUGAUCUGAGCAGAGAUGAAAGAAUCCCAAGCAAGUGAAGACAACGUACCCCGUGACCCUCUGAAUGAACAAUGCUAGUCUUCACUUGGCAAAGAGAAGUAACAUCCCGGCUGCUUUUGAUAUCAGUCAGGAAAUUGCUUGAAGCUUGGCGGCGUGACAAGAGCAGCGAAGAUCAGAUAAGAGUAAUCGAGACUGAACCACCACCAGGAUGCUGCAAGUGGUGGUCAUGCUUAGACGAGGCGAUAAGGGUGUUUCGCAAGGCCUCGGAUCCAUCACGUACGAGGGAGUCACCGUGUCUCGGAGCAGGACACCAGCUCUGCCGCCUGAAGGUGACGGACGGACAGCAUUUUGAAAGGUUCACACACCACCACUACCACCAUCAACAUGCCCAGAAAGGCCCAUUACCGCACCACCACCAGAUACUCGCCAAGUUCCUGAGUCGCCGCAUGUCACUCUUGCUGACUUACCUCGUCUCUGGCUUGGUGUAA
Molecule: messenger RNA, 531 nt
Organism: Scylla paramamosain (green mud crab)
Lineage: Eukaryota; Metazoa; Arthropoda; Malacostraca; Decapoda; Portunidae
Exons: 8
Coding region: 115-531 (138 amino acids)
Source: RefSeq, a predicted model, not a curated record